Messenger RNA from Opisthorchis viverrini, 558 nucleotides. RefSeq lists its product as hypothetical. The record is from RefSeq and is a predicted model, not a curated record. The transcript has 4 exons. Bases 31 to 558 code for a protein of 175 amino acids. NCBI's taxonomy places the organism in Eukaryota, Metazoa, Platyhelminthes, Trematoda, Opisthorchiida, Opisthorchiidae.
GAAACUGAAUGUGCUGCACCAGGCCGACUCAUGUUUCAGUCGCUACGAUAUUUGAAGUAUCGCGAUACAUACCGCCAACAUCAAAAGAAGACAAACGGAGCACAUGGUAGGAAGCUCGUGGGUUCGAAUCCCUCAGAGAUUCAUGAGGAAUGCUCUCCUGACGAUCCUCAAGAAGGACGAAACAUCUGGGCAAAGCAUAUCCCGAACACCAACCUAGGAGCCAGAUGGCCCAAGUGGUUAGAGCGCGAAUUUACUGACCGGAAGGUUCGUGGUUCGAACCCGACCUCGGCCUCUCGACUUUCCCUGUCUAGGCUUGGGCAACCUGGCAGUAUCCCAGCCCUUGUGCAACCUUCGGGUGGCAUGGCAGUUAGGCUCCGUAAAGAUGCUACAACUAACCGUUUCAAUGAAAAUGAGUUAACUCAACCGGUAUCUGGCCCUGGAUACGCACAGAUGACAUUAUUAAAGUUUAUACAGUUGAGAAAUAAGAUGAAACGGUUCACCACAAUACAAUCUGCUUUAGUUACUCAGAAUCACCAAUGUCUUCGUGAGUUUGUCUAG